Molecule: messenger RNA, 1992 nt
Organism: Ornithorhynchus anatinus (platypus)
Lineage: Eukaryota; Metazoa; Chordata; Mammalia; Monotremata; Ornithorhynchidae
Gene: IL33R
Product: interleukin 1 receptor like 1
Exons: 12
Coding region: 238-1842 (534 amino acids)
Biological process (GO): signal transduction
Molecular function (GO): interleukin-33 binding; interleukin-33 receptor activity; interleukin-1 receptor activity
Source: RefSeq, a predicted model, not a curated record
CAGGAAAGUAGUUCCUGUGUUUUAUAACUGAUAAGAUCAAUGGGUGGGUAUUGAACUAAGGGUGACUCUUAAAAGGGCAUGAAUUGCAGAAGUUUGCUUUGAGAGUUUAUAAACAUCUCUAGAAGGAAGCAGAGACGGGAAGCUCCUCAUUACCUUUGAUUUUGACUCUGUGUUGGGCAGAUGAUUCCAGGUUUCUUUGGUUGCUGAAUGUCUACAGACUUUAGGAAGAAAUAGACGAUGCAAUCCUGUUCCCUGGUCGUUCUAUGUAUAUUCCUCAUCCCCUGCACAGCCACCUAUAAUAUUCAUUACUAUGUGGCAAAGGAAGGAGAAGCUUUGAUUGUGGCUUGCCCUUUAUAUCCACAAGCUGGCUUCCAAAUUGACUGGUAUGUUACACAAACAAAUGAAAGCAUUCCUGCCAGAGAAGGGGAACGUAGAUAUUCUUCCAGAGAUAUGCUCAAGUUCCUACCAACUUUGAUAGAAGAUGCUGCAAACUACACUUGUAUCCAGCACAGCAACAGUUCCAGGGAAUCUGCAUUGGUGAAUGUGAAGAUAUACCCGAAACAAGCUGGUUGUGUCACCCCAGAUGAUUUGAUCUAUCGGUUCCCAAUCGGGCUCUCAACCAUCUAUUGCCCUAAUCUCGAUAUCUAUAAUAAUUCAGGUGACAUUCAGUGGUUUCAGAACUGCAAACCCUUGCGUGAAGCAAAAUAUUUAUCAAGAAAGGACUUCUUGCUGAUCAUAGGUGCAACUGAAGCCGAUUCAGGAAAUUACACCUGCCAAUUUGUCCACAAUGAAAAAGGAACUAUUUAUCCGGUGACUGCAACAGUAGAAUUCAAAUUUAAAGAGAGACGAGCCUCAUUUCAUCCCCAAAUUAAAAUCCCUCCUAACAAUGCUGUGGAAAAAGUAAAACUUGGUGCCCCUGUAACUAUUUCCUGUUCAGCCUGCUUUGGGAAAGGCCCCCAAGAGAUAGCUAUUCUCAAGUGGCUUGUUGACAACACCGUUAUUCAUAGGUUCAAUGACUCCAGAUUUCAUGAGUAUCCAGGAAAAAUGGUUUCAGCAAGAGGUCAACUCUCUUGCAUGAACAACACAUUAAAAAUCACACAAGUGGAAGACAAUGAUUUCUCUUCUGAGUUUCAAUGUGUGGCCAUAAACCAGCAUGGAUGGACAGCACAUUACCUUAAAUUUAAAAAAAAAGAGUCACUUCAUCACUGGAGCACCAUCUACUUGCUCAUGGGGCUUCUUAUAUUAUUAGCCCUAUUAGCUGUCUUAUUUAUAUUGUUAAAAAUGUUCUGGAUUGAUUUUAUCCUCCUGUGGCGAGAAGUAGCUAGACCAUAUAAAUCUAGAGAAGAUGGGAAGAUCUAUGAUGCUUAUGUUGUGUACCCCAGAAAUGACAAAAUUAGUACUGAUGGUGCAAGUUCUGUGGAAUAUUUUGUUCAUAAAAUCCUCCCUGAUGUUCUGGAAAGUAAAUGUGGCUACAACCUGUGUAUUUAUGGACGAGAUCUGCUACCUGGGGAAGAUGCAGCCACUGCAGUGGAAACGAGCAUUCAGAAGAGCCGGAGGCAAAUGAUCAUCUUGGACUGUCAGGUGAUGCACUGUGAAGAGUUUGCCUAUGAGCAGGAGCUUGCCCUGCACAGCGCCAUGAUACAGAAUGACUCCAAAGUGAUUGUGAUCGAGAUGGAGGGAGUCGGUGACUACAGUGGGCUGCGGGAGUCCCUCAGGCACAUUAUUAAACAGCAAGGCACCAUCAAGUGGAAGGAAGACCACGUGGCAGAUAAACGCUCCCUGAACUCUAAAUUCUGGAAGCAAAUAAGAUGUCAGAUGCCUUUGAGAAAGACAGUUUCAUAACUGAAGUUGAAGAGUGUCCAAAGAGAAGAGACAAGUGGGAUUCUGACAUUGGUUGACUUGGAUGGUCACCUUUGAUACAAUGAUUGUGGCCUUUACUAAGCGCUUUGUGCUAAGUGCUAAGGUAGAUUCAAGGUUAUGAGAUCAGAAACA